AUGAGCGGAAACGACGUUGUUUCUGGGAAUGAAGUAGCACAUCAUGAACCGGGCCAGGAGAAGAAACCGCUCGUGAUUUUGAGCGACUCCGAGAAGGAGAUCGUCGAACUUCAGCUGAACGGCCUGCCAACGGCAAUAGAUGCCCAAAGCCUCUGGUCAUACACCACAGCCUGGGACAAGACCAUCAUCAUUGUCAGUGUGGCCGCCGCCAUUCUUGGUGGUGCUUCGAACCCCUUGCUAACAGUAGUCUAUGGAUUGGCUGUGGGUUCGUUCGCGGAUAGAUCCAACGGCGUGACCUCCAUUCCGGAAUUGUCUGCAGCAGUGGCUAAGGUCUGCCUAUAUUGGGUUUAUCUCGGAAUUGCCAUGUUCUUCUUCAUAUAUAUCACGACCGUUGGAUUCUAUUACGUCGGUGAACGCGUUGUGAUGCGCCUACGCUAUGCCUAUCUCCGGACAAUCCUUCAACAAAAUAUGGCAUUUUUCGACACUCUCGGCGCCGGCGACGUCACAACGCGUAUUACCUCGGAUAUGAAUCUCAUCCAAGAAGGUAUCACCAGCAAAGUGUCCAUGGGCCUCAUUGCAGUAGCAACGUUCUGCUCAGCUUAUACCAUCACAUACAUCCAGUACUGGAAGCUUGGCCUUAUCAUGACAUCGACCGUGGUUGUGAUGUUGCUCACUGGAACUGCUGGAGGUAUCCUGGCCGUCAAAAAUUCUAAGUCAAGUAUGACCCUAUAUAAUAGUGGUUCUAAUCUGGCUGAGGAGAGCAUCGGGUCAAUAAGGCAUGUGACUGCGUUCGGUAUCCAGAAUGCUCUUGCAGAUAAGUAUCUCAGCUUUUUAAGGCAGGGAGAAAAGCCUGGUAUCAAAGCAAGACUGGCUAUCUCUUUCAUGAUUUCUUUUAUGAAUGGCCUUCCUUUCCUCUCUUACGGUCUCUGCUUCUGGCAAAGCGGGAGGUAUAUUAUAUCAGGGCACAUGGGUCCGGGGGCUGCUGUAACUGCUACAAUGGCCAUUGUUAUUGGAGGCUUCUCGAUAGGAAGGGUUGCACCAAGUCUCCAGUCUUUCAUGUCUAGCACAGCAAGUGCUAGUAUGAUCAUUCGUUCUAUGCAACGCGCAUCCCCUGAGGAUCCCUUAUCGACAGAGGGGGAAAGACCUGAGGGAAUAAAGGGUGAAGUCUCCUUUAAUGACGUUAGCCUGGUCUACCCAUCAAGACAAGAUGUUGCUGUCCUUAAACGUGUCUGCCUAACGAUGCCGGCAGGGAAAACAACAGCAAUUGUGGGACCAACUGGAUCCGGAAAGAGCAGUAUUGUUGGCCUGGUUGAGCGCUUUUAUAGACCAACUAGAGGCCAUAUCACUCUUGAUGGACACAAUAUUCAAGAUCUCAACUUACGGUGGCUGCGCAGCCAACUGGCCUAUGUAGGCCAAGAGCCAAUCCUAUUUAAUACCACUAUUCAGGAGAAUAUUGGUCAUGGAUUGGCUUACCUUAACGAUGCCGCUCGCUCAUCCAGGGAUCUCAAAGCUGCCGUUAUUGAGGCUGCAAAGGAUGCAAACGCACAUGAUUUCAUCAUGGCACUGCCCAAAGGCUACGAAACUGUGGUUGGCGAAAAGGGUCUGCAGUUAUCUGGAGGGCAACGGUAG
This is a messenger RNA of Trichophyton benhamiae CBS 112371, 1629 nucleotides long. RefSeq lists its product as uncharacterized. Gene Ontology annotation, molecular function: ATP binding; ABC-type transporter activity; ATP hydrolysis activity. Gene Ontology annotation, biological process: transmembrane transport. The coding region runs from base 1 to 1629 and encodes 542 amino acids. The transcript has 2 exons. Gene Ontology annotation, cellular component: membrane. The record is from RefSeq and is a predicted model, not a curated record. Lineage: Eukaryota; Fungi; Ascomycota; Eurotiomycetes; Onygenales; Arthrodermataceae.